Hordeum vulgare subsp. vulgare (domesticated barley) is the source of this 396-nucleotide messenger RNA. Its product is annotated as 60S ribosomal protein L7-4-like. Gene Ontology annotation, cellular component: cytosolic large ribosomal subunit. The transcript has 4 exons. Bases 1 to 306 code for a protein of 101 amino acids. Gene Ontology annotation, biological process: maturation of LSU-rRNA from tricistronic rRNA transcript (SSU-rRNA, 5.8S rRNA, LSU-rRNA). Lineage: Eukaryota; Viridiplantae; Streptophyta; Magnoliopsida; Poales; Poaceae. The record is from RefSeq and is a predicted model, not a curated record. Gene Ontology annotation, molecular function: structural constituent of ribosome; RNA binding.
AUGGCUGUGGAUUGUGUUAUGGAGUUACAAAGAUUUGCGGACAAGGAGUUGGUGCAACUUAGGCGUGAGGCCUGGAUGAAGGGUGGGUUCUAUGUCAGUCCCGAGGCAAAGCUGUUGUUUGUCGUCCGUAUCUGUGGUAUCAAUGCUAUGCACCCGAAGACCAAGAAGAUCUUGCAGCUUUUGCGUUUGAGGCAGAUAUUUAAUGGUGUGUUCCUUAAGGUCAACAAGGCCACCAUUAACAUGCUACGUUGGGUUGACCCAUAUGUUGCUUACGGAUCUGUUAUCUGUCUACCUUUUGAGUCUUAAUUGAAUGCAUUCAUGUUGCCUUCCUCAUCUCCUAAUGUAAAAUAAAUUAUAAUUGGUCUUUGGUUAGAUAAAUUUACCUCUGUUGUCUAC